GACUUCCAAGAGCCAAACUAAUUGCGCAUUACUUGGCUAUGGACAUCGGUGUUGUCACUCCGUCUAAAGAUGGAAUGAAUCUCGUGGCAAAGGAAAUGUUGAUCUGUAAUCCGGAAGCUGGACUGAUUCUCUCAUCAGGUGCUGGCACUGAUGUCCAACUCGGUAGCGCUGGUUUCUAUACAGAAGAAGAGCGGUGCUAUCAUCGAGUUGCUGACAUUGGAAAUGUUGAAGAGUUUGCUGAUGCUUUCUAUUCGGCGGCAAUGGAAGAACAAGAUGAGAAAGUGGCAAAUGGAAGUCGAUUGAGCAAUUUCUUGAAAAGCCAUGACAUCGAUGAGUGGAGCACAGCCUUUUUGGAUCCGUCAUGGACACAUGAAGUGAUCAGAAUGACUACGGUGUCUCAACUCUCUGAUUUCUUUGUUCUCAUGGAGAAAACAGCACAAGUUCGACGCCAGAUCGUUGAAAGUGUCAUGAAGGGACUUCCCAUUCGACAACAUGCUCAACUUUCGCUAGAAAAUAACUCGCUCGAAAACUCUUGCAAAUAUGGAACCACUCAAAUGACACUGAAGACAGAUGAUGAUGAUGGCCAACAACUCGACAUAACUUUUGCAAUUCACGAUGAACUUUCUGAGCUGCACAAGGAUAUCGCAUUUUUGCAGUUUGUGCAAAGCGAUGACAUGCAUAAUGUCGAGAAUUUUGUUGAGACUUUGAGCGGUUUCCAUCCCGAUGGGCCAGCGAUUUUCCAAGAAGAGGUGGCUCAGGCUUGCGCUCUUUUAAAUGAAGGAGAUCAUUUCCAACAUUUCUUUACCGAUCGAGACGGUACUCUCAAGAGUUAUUCUUGUACUUAUCCAACAAGUGUCCAACCUGCCUACUCGGCUGUCAUUCAGGCUCAAUUCGCGAGAAAAUGUGCUCAAGUUUGUGCAAUUGUGACAACAAGUCCGCUUGUUCACAUCGGAAUCUUGAACAUGAUCACAUUACCUGAAGGCUAUUAUGCUUAUGGAGCGUCGGCUGGCCGGGAAUGGUAUAUCAAUCCGGCUUUGCAAUUUAAAGAUGACAGCUUAAGCGAUGAGGAUUUGAAUUUGUUGAAUCAAGCUUUUGAAAAGGUGGAAGAUCUUUUGGCAAAGCCUCAAUUCCGAAAUUUCACUUGGAUUGGUUCGGGUCUUCAAAAACAUUAUGGGCAUAUUACAAUCGCUCGGCAAAACCAAGAGAAGAGCAUGCAAAAAGCGCUUGGAAAUAUGUUGUUUAACGAAGUGUCAGAAAUUGUAAACGACGUGGAUCCUGCUGGGAAAAAUUUAGUGCUAAAAGACGGGGAAUUUGAGAUGAAAAUCUACGCAAAAACGUUUGAUAGCGAGAACAUCAAUGGUAAAAUCUUUAACAAAGGAAAUGGAGUGAGAUUGCUGAAGAAAAAGCUCAAUUUGAAGUUGACAAUAGGCAACAUUCUCGUCUGUGGAGACUCCGAGAAUGAUUUGCCAAUGUUGGAAGUAUGUCUUGAACAUGCAAAAGAGCAAGUGUUCACAAUUUGGGUGACACGAGACGAGAAAUUGAGACAAAAGGUCAUCUCACUCUGUCUUCAAUACGGAAAUUCGCAUGUGGCUUUUGUUUCGUGUCCGGGGGUUCUCCUUGGCGCAAUGGCUCAAGCCACAGUUCGGGUAUUUAAUCUUCGACCGGAUAGA
Mesorhabditis belari is the source of this 1670-nucleotide messenger RNA. The record is from the annotation of a GenBank genome assembly. NCBI's taxonomy places the organism in Eukaryota, Metazoa, Nematoda, Chromadorea, Rhabditida, Rhabditidae.